UAAACCAAAUCGAAGUGCUAAAAGCAAACGGUUAUACUGAAAUUUUUUAUUCAUUUUGUGCUUAAUGUGAAAGCAGUUGAACUGAGACAACAACAACAAUAACGAAAAACAAAUACAAUUGUGGUUUCUGUGCUAAUAAAACUGUUAACAAUAUUAAGCAGAAACAGUUGAAGUGAAAAAAAAACAACAAACCAAUAAAAGCAAAUAAAGACCAAGCAAAACAAGUAAAUAUUUAAAGAAGAGCAUAGCAAAGCGAAAAGUAUUUAAGCAAGUGCAACGGUAACAGCGUAUAAUGGCACCAAUAACCACUGACAAUUGCGAAUUUGAAUGUGCAACAAGUGUUGAUAGCAGCAUCAAUAACAAUACUAACUUUGAAAACGCUAUCGAUAACGAUAACGAUAGUGAGAACGUGAACGCGUCGCGUACGAACGAACAGUCGAAUGAAUUGGAUUUGAAUCAAGUGCAAGUGGAAGGUGAACAUGUCGAGCAUGAGGAGGAGGAGCAGCAGCAGCAGAUGCCCUGGGAGGCACCUGGCAAACAGGGUCUCUACGAUCCGCAGAACGAGCACGAGGCAUGCGGCGUUGGCUUCAUUGUGGCCAUCGAUGGCAAACGCUCUCACAAGAUUCUACGUGAUGCCCAGACCCUGUCAGAACGGAUGAAUCAUCGGGGCGCCUGCGCCUGCGACAAUGAUACCGGCGAUGGCGCUGGUGUAUUGGCUUCCAUUCCGCACCGACUCUAUGCCAAGGCUCUUGCUGCGCAGGGCGUAAACUUGCCGGAGCUGGGCAACUAUGCCACGGGCAUCUUCUAUUUGGAUGAGGCGCAGCAUGUCGCCGCCGAGUCGGAGUUUAAUGAGCUUGCCAAGAGUCUGGGUUUGUCGGUGCUCGCCUGGCGCACAGUUCCGGCCAAUCAGCAGGCCAUCGGCAUCGUUGCCCGCAAAUCGGAGCCGUUGUCACGUCAGGUUUUCGUCGCUCGGCCCGCUGGCAGCGAUGAGAAGUCGUUUGAGCGUCAGGUGUUCGUGCUGAGGAAGCGGGCGACUCAUGAGCUGGGCAAGCCGGGCAGACGCUUCUAUAUUUGUUCGCUAUCGGAUCGGACUGUCGUCUACAAGGGUCUGUUCACCUCGGAUCAGUUGUGGGAUUACUAUACGGAUCUCAAGGAUCCCGAUUUCGAGACGUAUAUGGCGCUGGUGCACACGCGCUUCUCCACCAACACCUUCCCUAGCUGGGAGCGUGCCCAUCCGUUGCGUGUUCUUGCCCACAACGGGGAGAUCAAUACGCUGCGUGGCAAUGUCAAUUUGAUGAAGGCCCGUGAGGGUGUUAUGCAGUCCGACCUUUUUGGCGAGCAGCUCAAGAAGCUGUAUCCCGUCGUCGAGCCAAAUCUCUCCGAUUCGGGCUCCUUCGAUUGUGUGCUCGAGUUCAUUACAAUGGCAAGCGAGCGUUCGCUGCCGGAAUCUGUGAUGACCAUGGUGCCGGAGGCAUGGCAAAAUGAUCGCACCAUGCCGCAGGAGAAGCGUGACUUCUAUCAGUGGGCCGCCUGUGUAAUGGAGCCCUGGGAUGGUCCGGCACUCAUUAGUUUCACGGAUGGCCGCUUUAUUGGCGCUGUACUGGAUAGGAAUGGAUUGCGUCCGUCACGUUUCUAUGUGACCAAGGAUAAUGUGCUGGUCAUGGCCUCCGAGGUUGGUGUCUACGAUGUGGAUCCAUCUCAAGUGGCGCUCAAGAGUCGCUUGAAGCCCGGUCGCAUGCUGCUCGUGGACACCAAGGAGCAGAAGCUCAUCCAGGACAUUGAGCUGAAGGCACGCAUUGCCAAGUCGCGACCACAUUCGGACUGGCUGCAGCAGAAGAUGAUCACGCUUGAUGAGAUUCGCAAUGCAAAUGUGCUCAACACGCCCAUUGAGGAGCCAGCCAAGCCGCCAGCCUCGCAGCGCGGCAUCUUUGAUCCACGACUCUCGCUGUUUGGCUACACCACGGAGACGGUCAACAUGCUGCUGAUUCCCAUGUUCAAGAACAAAAAAGAGGCACUUGGAUCCAUGGGCAAUGAUGCACCGUUGGCUUGUUUGUCCGGCUUUCAGCCCAUUCCGUAUGAGUACUUUAAGCAGCUGUUCGCCCAGGUGACCAAUCCACCGAUUGAUCCAUUCCGCGAGAAGGUCGUCAUGUCCAUGCAGUGUCCCGUUGGGCCGGAGGCAAAUCUGUUGCAGCCAUCGGCACAGCAAGUGCAUCGCAUUUGGCUGCCCAAUCCCAUACUGAGCAUUCCAGAUACCCAGCUCCUGAAGCGAAAUACGCAUCGUGGCUGGAAGACCAAGGUCCUGGACAUUACAUUCCCAUACAGUGAUGGCUAUCAGGGCUAUCUCGAUUGCAUCGAUCGCAUCUGCCGCGAGGGCGUCAAUGCCGCCCAGGCUGGCUAUCAACUGCUCGUCAUCUCGGAUCGUGAAGCUGGCGUCAAUGAGCAUGUGGCGGUUUCCGCUCUACUCGCACUGGGUGCACUGCAUCAUCGUCUGAUUGAGACGCUGCAACGCAUGAAGGUCGGCAUCAUUGUGGAGACGGCCGAGGCACGCGAAGUCCAUCAUGUUUGCGUCCUCCUGGGCUAUGGCGCCGAUGUCAUUUGCCCCUAUUUGGCCUUCGAGUUGGCUGAGGCUCUGCGAGAUGAUGGCGUCAUUGCACCGGACACAACAAAUAAGCAGAUCUAUGCCGCCUACGCUCAGGCCAUAGAUACGGGCAUUGCCAAGGUGAUGGCCAAGAUGGGCAUCAGUACGCUGCAGUCGUACAAGAGCGCCCAGAUCUUCGAGGCAGUUGGCUUGGGUAAGGAGCUAAUUGACAAGUGCUUCCGUGGCACACAGAGUCGCAUUGGUGGCGUCACUCUGGAGAUACUCGCCAAGGAGGGCCUCGAACGUUUCCAGCUCACCUACGGCAAGGUGUCGCCGGAUACGCGCAUUCUGCGUAAUCCCGGACAGUAUCACUGGCGCCAUGGCGGCGAGGCGCACAUCAAUGAGCCCAGCUCCAUUGGCAGUCUGCAGGAGGCGGCCGUCAACAACAACCAGAACGCCUUUGAGGCUUUCAAGAAGACCACCCUGGAGAGCGUCAAACAAUGCGCCCUUCGUGGUCAACUGGAGUUUGUUGAUGAUCGCAAGAAGAUCAACAUUGACGAAGUGGAGCCAGCUAGUGAAAUUGUUAAGCGAUUCGCCACUGGUGCCAUGAGCUUUGGCAGUAUCUCGCUGGAGGCGCAUCAGACGCUCUCCAUAACCAUGAAUCGCAUUGGCGGCAAGAGCAACACCGGCGAAGGCGGCGAGGACUCUGAUCGCUAUCUGAAUCAAGAUCCGAAUCACAGCCGUCGUUCGGCCAUCAAGCAGGUGGCUUCGGGUCGCUUUGGUGUGACCGCCUCGUAUCUGGCCAAUGCGGAUGAUUUGCAGAUCAAAAUGGCUCAGGGUGCCAAGCCCGGCGAGGGUGGCGAGCUGCCCGGCUACAAAGUGACGAAGGAUAUUGCCAAGACCCGGAAAUCGGUUCCGGGUGUGGGUUUAAUAUCGCCACCACCACAUCACGAUAUCUACUCUAUUGAGGAUCUGGCCGAGUUGAUUUACGAUCUCAAGUGCUCCAAUCCCAAUGCACGCAUCAGUGUCAAACUGGUCUCCGAGGUGGGAGUGGGCGUUGUAGCCUCCGGCGUUGCCAAGGGCAAAGCCGAGCAUAUUGUCAUCUCUGGACAUGAUGGCGGCACCGGCGCCAGCUCCUGGACGGGCAUUAAGAACGCUGGUUUGCCAUGGGAACUGGGCAUUGCUGAAACGCAUCAAGUACUUGUUUUGAAUAAUCUACGAUCAAGAGUGGUCGUUCAGGCGGAUGGACAACUACGCACGGGUUUCGAUGUCGUCGUCGCUGCUCUCCUUGGCGCAGAUGAGUUUGGUUUCAGCACAGCCCCGCUGAUUGUCAUGGGCUGCACCAUGAUGCGCAAGUGUCAUUUGAACACCUGUCCCGUAGGCAUUGCCACACAGGAUCCGGUGCUGCGCAAGAAGUUUACUGGCAAGCCGGAGCAUGUGAUUAACUUCUUCUUCAUGCUCGCUGAGGAUAUUCGUCAAAUCAUGGCCAAUUUGGGCAUACGCAAGUUUCAGGAUCUAAUUGGACGCACCGAUUUGUUGCGUGUUGCCAGUCAACGCGGAACCAAGGCUAGCCAUCUGGACCUCAGCUUGCUGUUGAAGCCGGCACUGGAGCUGCGUCCGGGCACCAAUAUUGUGGGUGGCUCUGUUAAGCAGGAUUUCCAGCUGGAGAAUCGUGCCGAUAAUCAGCUGAUUGCCCGCGCCCAGCAGAUCUUUAAUGGUGCCGAAGAUAAUAUCACCGUUAAGAUGGGCAUACACAAUGAGGAGCGCGCAUUUGGCUCCACGCUGAGCUAUCACAUUGCCUGCAAGUAUGGCGAGGCUGGUCUGCCCAGUGGCAAGACCAUCGAUAUCUUCCUGGAGGGAUCGGCUGGCCAGAGUUUCUGCGCCUUCUUGGCACGUGGCGUCAACGUCACCCUCAAGGGCGAUGCCAACGAUUAUGUGGGCAAGGGCUUGUGUGGUGGCAACAUCAUCAUCAGUCCACCAGACACCGCACCCUUCGAGUCGCAUCUCAAUGUGAUCGUAGGCAAUGUGUGUCUCUAUGGCGCCACCGAGGGCAACGCCUAUUUCCGGGGCAUUGCCGCCGAGCGCUUCUGUGUGCGCAAUUCCGGCGUGACGGCCGUCGUCGAGGGUGUUGGUGACCACGGUUGCGAGUAUAUGACGGGUGGAUUGGUUGUCAUCCUUGGCUUGACGGGACGCAACUUUGCCGCCGGCAUGUCUGGUGGCAUUGCCUAUGUUUAUGACAUUGAUGGAUCCUUCAAGCCCAAGGUUAACCCGGAGUCCGUGGAGCUGUUGCCACUACAACUGGCCGAGGAUGUAGCUCUGGUGAAGCAGCUACUCACUGACUUUAUUACCAAAACGAACUCGAAGGUGGCCCAAGAGCUGCUGCAGAAUUGGGAGCACGAGCAGUCCAAGUUUGUCAAGGUAUUCCCCUAUGAGUAUCAGAAGGCCCUCAAGGAUAUGGCCGAACAAGCAGCCGUGGAGCAACCGGUCAAGGUGUCGGCCAUUGAGAAUGGCAAUGGCAAGCAUGAGCCGCACAUAAAGGACAUCGAGGAGGCCAUCCAGGAUGUGGCCCUGGAGCAGAAGCGUGCCGAUCGUGUCCUGGACAAGCUACAUGGCUUCGUCAAAUACAAGCGAGAGGCGGCCCCGUAUCGCGACGCAGGCGUUCGUCAGCAGGACUGGAACGAGGUCUACAACUUGCCGCAUGUGCGCAAGAACCUCAAGAUGCAGGCAGCCCGUUGCAUGGAGUGCGGUGUCCCAUUCUGUCAAUCCAAUUCGACGGGUUGUCCUUUGGGCAACAUCAUACCCAAGUGGAAUGAUCUCGUUUUCCAUGGCGAAUGGCAAGAGGCCCUGCGUCAACUAUUGCAAACCAAUAAUUUCCCCGAGUUUACCGGUCGCGUCUGUCCGGCACCGUGCGAGGGCUCUUGUGUCCUCGGCAUCUCGGAGCCGGCUGUGACCAUCAAGAAUAUCGAAUGUGCCAUCAUUGAUCAUGCCUUCGAGCAGGGCUGGAUUAAGCCUGAGAUCCCUGAAACGCGUACCGGCAAGCGGGUGGCCAUUGUGGGUUCCGGUCCAUCCGGCCUGGCUGCUGCCCAACAGCUGAACCGUGCUGGACACUUUGUGACGGUCUUUGAGCGCAAUGAUCGCGUCGGCGGACUGCUGCAGUACGGCAUUCCAACAAUGAAGCUAUCCAAGGAGGUGGUCAAGCGACGUGUCGAUCUCAUGGCCGAUGAGGGCGUCGAAUUCCGCACCAAUGUCCACAUUGGCAAGGACACCAGCGCCGAGAAGUUGGUUCACGGCUAUGAUGCCGUGCUUUUAACCACUGGCUCCACCUGGCCAAGGGAUCUGCCGCUGGCCAAUCGAGAUCUGCAGGGUAUUCACUUUGCCAUGGAGUUCCUUGAGGCGCAGCAGAAGAAGCAGCUGGGCGGCAAGAAGGAGAUCAUUUCGGCCGAGGGCAAGAAUGUCAUCAUCAUUGGUGGCGGCGACACUGGUUGCGAUUGCAUUGCGACCUCGUUGCGUCAGGGUGCCAAGAGCAUUACCUCGUUUGAGAUAUUGCCAGAGCCGCCGGCAAAGCGUGCCGAGGAUAAUCCCUGGCCACAGUGGCCGAAGGUAUUCCGUGUGGACUACGGGCACGAGGAGGUGCGUCUCAAGUGGGGCAAGGAUCCGCGUCAGUACUGCACCACGACCAAAGAGUUUGUGGGCGAGAAUGGUCACAUUAAGGGCGUGAACACCGUUGAAGUCGAGUGGACCAAGUCGGAGACGGGCCAGUGGCGCAUGCAGGAAGUGGCCGGAUCGGAGAAAUACUUUGCCGCUGAUCUGAUACUGUUGGCCAUGGGCUUCCUCGGGCCCGAGAAGUCGGUGUCCAGUGAGCUGGCCCUGGAACUGGAUCCGCGCGGCAACAUUAAGGCCACCAAUGGACAGUAUGGCACCUCCAAUCCCAAGGUCUUUGCAGCGGGCGAUUGCCGCCGUGGUCAAUCAUUGGUGGUGUGGGCCAUUACGGAGGGUCGUCAGGCAGCGCGCCAAGUGGACUCCUAUCUCACGGGCAAACCCAGUGGUUUACCUGGUCCCGGCGGCGUCAUUGAUCCCACUGUACCCAGGUUCUAAGUACCUGAUCAAGAUGAUAAUGUGGAUGUUGAUGUCAAUGUGGAUGAGGAUGUUGAUGUGGAUGCGGGGAGUUUGUCUGUGUGCGUGCAUCGUCUUUAGCAUAGAAAAAUUCGUUGAUUUUCGCCUCGAAAAACAAUUUGCAAUUUGUGAUUUUUAUUUUCGCGAUUUUAGUUUAGUUUACACACUACACAAAACAAAAACAAAAAAAAGACUUGAGUUUUUUUUACACUAUUAAACACGAUUUUCGCUUUUGGUUUUAUUUGAUGAUGCGACGAUGCCACGCCCACAAGGCGUUGCUGGCCAGGCUAGCUGUCGCGAUGCCCUCCAAAAACGAUGAUCAAAAUGUUGCAAUGAGAGAUUGAGUCAAUUAAGAGUGCAAAACGAAUGUUUGGCAAAUAAAAUAAUUAAACCCAACAAAUUGGGAGGGUCUUAAACCAAUAUCCAAAUUUCAAGGACAAUAACUAGAAAUUAACCGUUUAUGCGUUACGUAAAAAAAAGCUAUAACAUUACAUAAUCGAUAUAUGCAUUA
Molecule: messenger RNA, 7202 nt
Organism: Drosophila grimshawi
Lineage: Eukaryota; Metazoa; Arthropoda; Insecta; Diptera; Drosophilidae
Product: glutamate synthase [NADH], amyloplastic
Exons: 15
Coding region: 293-6673 (2126 amino acids)
Biological process (GO): ammonia assimilation cycle
Molecular function (GO): flavin adenine dinucleotide binding; glutamate synthase (NADH) activity; iron-sulfur cluster binding
Source: RefSeq, a predicted model, not a curated record